This is a messenger RNA of Alternaria arborescens, 990 nucleotides long. RefSeq names its product Serine/threonine-protein phosphatase PP2A catalytic subunit. The record is from RefSeq and is a predicted model, not a curated record. NCBI's taxonomy places the organism in Eukaryota, Fungi, Ascomycota, Dothideomycetes, Pleosporales, Pleosporaceae. Gene Ontology annotation, cellular component: cytosol. Bases 1 to 990 code for a protein of 329 amino acids. Gene Ontology annotation, biological process: mitotic cell cycle; peptidyl-serine dephosphorylation. Gene Ontology annotation, molecular function: protein serine/threonine phosphatase activity. The transcript is spliced from 6 exons.
AUGGAUACCAAUAUGGAGGAUGUAAAGAUGCCAGAGCCCAUGCAGCUGUCAUCUGCCCCCACGUCUGAGCCGACCACAAUCCCCACGCUGGAUGGCUGGAUCGAGAGCCUCAUGAGCUGCAAGCAGCUGGCCGAGAGCGAUGUGCAGAGACUAUGCGACAAGGCCCGCGAGGUACUCCAGGACGAGUCCAACGUACAGCCAGUGAAAUGCCCCGUCACAGUCUGCGGUGAUAUACAUGGCCAGUUCCACGAUCUGAUGGAGUUGUUCAAGAUCGGCGGCCCCAACCCGGACACAAACUAUCUCUUCAUGGGCGACUAUGUCGACCGAGGCUACUUCUCCGUCGAGACUGUGACCCUUCUGGUCGCGCUCAAAAUUCGAUACCCCCAGCGCAUCACCAUCCUCCGUGGCAACCACGAGUCCCGUCAAAUUACCCAAGUGUACGGCUUUUACGACGAGUGUCUCCGCAAGUACGGCAACGCCAAUGUGUGGAAAUACUUCACAGACCUUUUCGACUACCUGCCGCUCACUGCCUUGAUCGACAACCAGAUCUUCUGUCUGCACGGUGGUCUCUCUCCUAGCAUUGAUACGCUCGACAACAUCAGGGCGCUUGACCGCAUACAAGAGGUGCCUCACGAGGGACCAAUGUGCGACCUGCUCUGGUCCGACCCAGAUGACAGGUGUGGCUGGGGAAUCUCACCCCGCGGUGCAGGAUACACGUUCGGCCAGGACAUCUCAGAGGCCUUCAACCACAACAACGGCUUGACCCUAGUGGCACGUGCUCAUCAGCUAGUCAUGGAGGGGUACAAUUGGUCGCAAGACAGGAAUGUCGUGACCAUCUUCUCGGCACCCAACUAUUGCUACAGAUGUGGCAACCAGGCCGCGAUCAUGGAGAUUGAUGAACACCUGAAGUACACCUUUUUGCAAUUUGACCCUUGCCCACGUGCUGGCGAGCCCAUGGUCUCACGAAGGACCCCCGAUUACUUCCUUUAG